AUGAUCGAGGCUACACCAACACGGGUGGGUUUCAGAGUGGAAGCACGCAUCCUUCCGCUGGUGGUGGUGGUGGUGGUGCCUGGUGGCUCCUACCUGCAGAGCGGCCAUCAGCAUCGCAAGCCCCGAGAGAAGCAUGGCGUCCUGUCCGCUGGUUAUAAGCUCCACACGAAGGCACUCCGAGUGUCUGUGGCCGCUGCUCGCUGCCUCUGCCCGGGCUCUGCUCUCUCUGCACCGCCCCCCUCUCUCCUCCCUACCCCCCGCGGGAGAGCGGCGGUGUGUGAUUACGGACGCCCUCUAGCGGACAUGACGGGGAGGGCGGUGGGAAAUGAAUUUAGCUAA
Molecule: messenger RNA, 339 nt
Organism: Knipowitschia caucasica
Lineage: Eukaryota; Metazoa; Chordata; Actinopteri; Gobiiformes; Gobiidae
Source: the annotation of a GenBank genome assembly